UUCACAUAUUACCAUUUUAUAUAAGAAUGAAUUUCAGUAAAAGUCACAAGAAACAAUAGAGCCACUGCGUGAUGAGACUUAAGAAAGUGACAGUAUGAUUUUCAACAUACAAAUCAAAAACAAAAAACUGGCAUUGCUUUAUCUCUCAAUAAUCCUUAUAAGAACACAUAUUUCUACUUUUAAUAGUUAAUUUCAAAAACCGUUUCAUUUGAUAUGAUUGAGAAUUCGUAAAUUCGUGAAUUCGUGAAUUCGUGAUUUCGUGAAAAUUGGCUCAAUUUGAAUGUUUUGCUGACAUCAAAAUGGAUGAUUUGGAAAUAAUGUGGGAUGAUGAUCCACCUAAAAGGAAUGUGUAUGGAGUUUUAAGUGCAAACAUGUCCAAUUUGAAUGAGAUUAUAGAAAAAUUUCCUACUGACCCAGCUUACAUUGGUGCCAUAAUUGGCCUAAACGGCUCCAACAUAAAAAGCAUUAAAACAAAGUUCAACGUCAAUGUACAUAUAAAUAGUGACAACCAUAUAGUAACUGUGAAAGGUCGUAAUAGAAAAAAUGUUGACGAUGCCGUUAAAUACAUUUUGGAAAUUAUAAAACACUCUGAUCAGAAAUAUAAAAAUAAAAAUAAAAAUAAAAAUGUUUCAUCUCAAAAUCACGAAGUUUCUCACAAUCCCAAAGUUGAAUUUAAAAAAAAAUCAUUCGUGCCUCGUUUUAGUGCUUCUUCCAGAAAUGACAAUAUUCAGGUUGCAACUCCGAAAUCUGGAGAAAAUGGCGAAAAUAGAUUAAGUCUACCUACAAAAAAUGUAUGUAUUGGUGGUACUGAAAAGAAGGAAGUAUUGCAGCCUAUCGAUUGGGAAUCUCUAAAUAGAAAAGUUGAAGAAUAUCGUAAGUUGCAGUGGGCGCAUCUUCCAAAGCUGAGAAAAAAUUUUUAUCAAGAAGUCAAGGAAAUCGCUGUUAUGACAGAGGAAGAAGUCAAUGAAAUGCGUUUAGUAAACAACAAUAUAAUUGUUUCACGUUUAAAAACAAGUGAAGAUCAAAUGUGUCUUGAUAUACCGAAACCAAUAUACAAAUUCGACCACUGUUUCAAAGAUUAUCCUGAUAUACUUGAUGAGUUGAAGAAACAAAACUUUACGGAACCAUCUCCUAUACAAAAGCAAGCAUGGCCUAUAUUAUUGAGAGGCGAGGAUAUGAUAGGUAUUGCCCAAACAGGAACUGGAAAAACUUUAGCAUUUCUGCUUCCUGCUUUGAUUCAUACUGAUGGACAGACUACACCACGUGCGAAACGCAAUGGUCCAAAUAUAUUAAUUUUAGCUCCAACACGCGAAUUAGCACAGCAAAUAGCAAAAGAAGUUAACAAGUACUCGUUCCGUGGAAUAAAAGCUGUAUGUAUUUAUGGUGGUGGCAGUCGUCGUGACCAGAUUAGAGAUUUCAGAGAAGGAGCUGAAUGCAUAAUUUGUACGCCUGGACGUCUUAAUGAUUUGGUUCAAGCUAAAGUUGUAGAUAUUACAUCGGUUACAUAUUUAAUAUUAGACGAAGCGGACCGUAUGCUGGAUAUGGGUUUCGAGCCACAGAUUCGAAAAGUUCUACUUGACAUACGCCCUGACAGGCAGACCGUCAUGACUAGUGCCACCUGGCCACCAUGUGUUAGUAGAUUGGCCGAAACCUAUAUGAACAAUCCUAUACAGGUAUGGGUUGGCUCACUUGAUUUAACUGCCACUCAUUCUGUGACUCAAAAUGUAGAACUCGUGGAUGAUGCGGACAAAUUUAAUACGGUCCUGACAUUUUUAAAAAACCUUAAAUCAAGCGAUAAAGUUAUUAUCUUCUGUUCUAAACGAGCUCGUGCUGACGACUUGUCUAGUGAUUUAUCUCUGAAAGGCCUGUUAACACAAUGUAUACAUGGUUCUCGUGAUCAGGCCGAUCGAGAACAAGCACUGGCUGAUCUAACCUCAGGUGACAUACAAAUUUUAAUAGCAACAGACGUUGCUUCAAGAGGUUUAGACAUUGAAGACAUCACUCAUGUUAUUAAUUUUGAUUUUCCGCGUAACAUUGAGGAGUAUGUUCAUCGUGUUGGUAGAACUGGACGCGCUGGGCGAACCGGCACUGCCAUAAGUUAUAUAACACGCUCGGAUUGGGCUAUUGCAAAGGAUCUCAUUCGUAUUUUGGAAGAAGCUGGCCAAGCAGUUCCAAAAGAACUAUACGGAAUGUCCAAUCGCUUUGACGAGAUGAAAAAAAGACGUGGUAAAGAUUUUAAAAUGGGUAGUCAUUUUAAUCCUUUUUUUAAACACAGUACACCGUAGUGGUACUCAUUUUUAAGAUUAACUUAGAAACAGUUAACUUAGUAACUUGACCACAACAUUGCAUUUUGUUUUUCACAUUACAUCUUAAAUAACCGCAAUGUUUGAUUCAAAUCGAUCAGUGUUUUACUUAAAUGAACGUUGAUCGCUAAAAAUUAAAAAUAAUUAAAAAACUGUUUCUAAUGUUAUUCGAAUAAUA
Molecule: messenger RNA, 2481 nt
Organism: Teleopsis dalmanni
Lineage: Eukaryota; Metazoa; Arthropoda; Insecta; Diptera; Diopsidae
Product: probable ATP-dependent RNA helicase DDX43
Exons: 8
Coding region: 300-2285 (661 amino acids)
Molecular function (GO): RNA binding; ATP binding; RNA helicase activity
Source: RefSeq, a predicted model, not a curated record